AUCCUUGAUAAGUGUUCAAAGUUUUAAUUCUAACUGUGCAUUUAAAGUUGGACAAAAUCAAGAUUAAAGGAGUUGGUAACAUACAAAUGUGAUGGUUACAUACAGUCAUAUGGAUAUACAGGUGAAGAUAGAAACGAGCUUACCAUCGAUACCCACUUUUAGUCAAAGUCUGGAUAAUGUUUUAGGGAAUGAAGGAAUUCAAUUAGGAUCUAUCACUGAAUUAUUGGGACUGCCAGGAUCUGGGAAGACACAAUUGUGCUUACAGUUGUGUGCAUCAGUUCAAAUUCCAAAAUCUCUUGGUGGAUUAGAUGCUGAAGCUAUUUAUAUAGACACAAACACAAAUUUUUCACUUAAUAGAUUUAAGGAAAUUCUGCAUGCAAGUCGGGAGAAAUGCAAAAGUAUACUAAAUGUUGAACACAGCAACAGAGAAGAGGCUUUGAAAAAAUUACACUAUGUAAAUGCAUUUGGUUUGGAAAAAUUCUGUAGCUUUAUUUAUUCUCUUUCACAAGUUAUUGCUGAAAGACCUUGUGUUCGGCUCAUUGUUAUAGAUUCCAUAACUUUUCCAUUUAAAGAAGGUAUUACAACAAAACGAAGGACUGGAUUAUUGUUUCGAUUAAUGGCAGAGGUUCAGAAACUUGCUAUUGAAAAACACAUAGCAGUUGUUUUAACAAAUGAGAUGAGCACUCGAGUAGGGUUGUCAACAGGGUCAUUAGUUGGCGCAUUUGGUGAUGCGUGGGCGCACAGGUGUAAUAAACGUUUAUUAUUAACAGCACCUAAGUUCUUGGAAAAAGAGAGAUUAGCAGCCCUGAUUAAGAGCAAUAAUUCACCAGAGAUAGUGGGAAGGUUUCAAAUUACGGACGAGGGCAUCAGGGAUUUAUGAAUAAAACACAUUUAAAACAUACAUAGUUUUAUUUGAAUGUAUCGGUAUAUAAUAUAAUAAUACAUUUUAAACAAAACUACAGCACCAAUAAAUAUCUCAUUUUCACAAAAAUAUCAAGCAAAUAUUAUAUCUAUAACAUUAACAUUUAAGGCAGUUUCACACUGAACUUAGCUUAGCGAAAGAUUUUUUCUUAUUAUGCUUUUUCUUACGACACAAGUGUGAGUAAUACGCGUUUGUAGUCCCCUUUAGUAUCAUCCUGCAAAAUAUUACAUUACAGUUUACAUUCUAACAACGAUCCGCAAAACA
This is a messenger RNA of Colias croceus (clouded yellow), 1186 nucleotides long. Its product is annotated as DNA repair protein RAD51 homolog 3-like. Gene Ontology annotation, cellular component: Rad51B-Rad51C-Rad51D-XRCC2 complex; Rad51C-XRCC3 complex; replication fork. Gene Ontology annotation, biological process: reciprocal meiotic recombination; meiotic DNA recombinase assembly; DNA repair. The record is from RefSeq and is a predicted model, not a curated record. The coding region runs from base 92 to 880 and encodes 262 amino acids. Gene Ontology annotation, molecular function: four-way junction DNA binding; ATP binding; crossover junction DNA endonuclease activity. The transcript is spliced from 7 exons. Lineage: Eukaryota; Metazoa; Arthropoda; Insecta; Lepidoptera; Pieridae.